Molecule: messenger RNA, 2228 nt
Organism: Thunnus maccoyii (southern bluefin tuna)
Lineage: Eukaryota; Metazoa; Chordata; Actinopteri; Scombriformes; Scombridae
Gene: crhr1
Product: corticotropin releasing hormone receptor 1
Exons: 14
Coding region: 1-1305 (434 amino acids)
Biological process (GO): adenylate cyclase-activating G protein-coupled receptor signaling pathway; cell surface receptor signaling pathway
Cellular component (GO): plasma membrane; neuron projection
Molecular function (GO): corticotropin-releasing hormone receptor activity; G protein-coupled peptide receptor activity; corticotrophin-releasing factor receptor activity
Source: RefSeq, a predicted model, not a curated record
AUGACGCGAGAGAUGAAGCGGACCGGACCGAGCAGCGUGGUGUGUGUGUGUGUGUUGCUGACUAGACGAGUUUCUGCAGCUGAGUUAACCUGUGAAACUUUAAUCCUGCUGUCCACCAACCUGACAGCGAGGACGUUGACAUUACUAAACCAGACGUUCACCAUCAGUAACAGCUCAGGUCUGUACUGUGACCUGUCUGUGGACGGUAUAGGAACCUGUUGGCCUCGCAGUGCAGCUGGAGAGCUGAUUUCCAGACCCUGUCCUGAGCAGUUCAACGGCAUCCACUACAAUACCACCAACCAGGUGUACAGAGAGUGUCAGUCGAACGGCAGCUGGGCUCCUCGAGGAAACUACAGUCAGUGCACCGAGAUCAUCGUCCUGAGGAAGACUAAGGUUCAUUAUCAGGUAGCUGUGAUCAUUAACUACUUGGGUCACUGCAUCUCUCUGGGAGCUCUGCUGCUCGCCUUCACACUCUUCAUGAGACUCAGGAGUAUUCGCUGUCUGAGGAACAUCAUCCACUGGAAUCUGAUCUCGGCGUUCAUCCUGAGGAACGCCACCUGGUUCAUCGUCCAGCUGACCAUGAACCCUGCUGUUACCGAGAGCAACCAGGUGUGGUGCAGGUUGGUGACAGCAGGUUAUAAUUAUUUCCAUGUGACGAACUUCUUCUGGAUGUUUGGAGAAGGUUGUUACCUGCACACGGCCGUCGUUCUCACCUACUCCACCGACAAACUCAGGAAGUGGAUGUUCAUCUGCAUUGGCUGGGGUAUCCCGUUUCCCAUCAUCGUGGCGUGGGCUUUUGGGAAACUUUACUAUGAUAAUGAAAAGUGCUGGUUCGGAAAGAGGGCGGGAGUUUAUACAGACUACAUCUACCAGGGUCCCAUGAUCCUGGUCCUGCUUAUGAACUUUGUCUUCCUGUUCAACAUCGUUCGGAUCCUGAUGACCAAACUGAGAGCAUCGACGACUUCUGAGACAAUCCAAUACAGGAAGGCGGUGAAGGCCACUCUGGUGCUGCUGCCUCUGUUGGGAAUCACCUACAUGCUGUUUUUUGUGAAUCCUGGUGGUGAAGAUGAAGUAGCUCAGAUCGUCUUCAUCUACUUUAACUCCAUACUGGAGUCCUUCCAGGGUUUCUUUGUGUCAGUGUUCUACUGUUUUCUCAACAGUGAGGUGCGUUCUGCAGUCAGGAAGCGCUGGAUUCGUUGGCAGGACCGUCACUCCAUCCGGAGUCGGGCGGUGCGCGUCACGUCACUGCCCACCUCACCGAGCCGCGUGUCCUUCCACAGCAUCAAACAGUCCUCCAACCUCUGACCUCUGACCUCUGACCUCUGGUGCAGACUGUCUCCACUGUAGCACCUGAACUCAGUUGCAUCUGUGAUGUGUUGCCUCUCAGCCAAUCAGAGGCUUUAUUCUGCAGCGGGACCUGAUUCAGACACAACCUGUCUGUCUGGACCCUGGUGGUCUCUCUGGCCCCGCCCCUUAUCAUGUUCUGACCAAUCAGCUGCUUCCACAGGCUCACAGAUAUGAUGUGACAUCAGGCAGCUGGACUGUGUUCAUGUUAGAUCAAUUUAUUUAAUUAUUGAUCAGUGAGCUGUUGAUGAACUAUAACUGUCUAUAUUGUAAUAUUGAUCACCAGCUUUAUCCUGUUUAUCUCACACACACACACACACACACACACACACACACACACACACACUGUAGAUAUUGAUUGAUGAAUUCAUUUUAACAGCUUCAACUUCAGCUGAACCCCUGAUAUAUAGAUUUAUAGUUGUAGAUUUAGAUAUAGAUAUUUAUAGAUAUGUUCUGGAGCUGUGUUGCUGCAGCUGGAGGCUCAGUUCAGACCAAAGAUUCACAACAAGACGAAACCGUUGUAGAACGUCGUGUCCCAUCACAGCUCGACUGAAGCCUGAUGGUGUUUUAGAACAUGAGACAUGUCACCUGUUUCAACAGCUAAUCAGCUUUUAGCAAAGUCAGCUGGUCAAGCCAGCAAACUGUCAACUGAUCUGAGUUUUGGAUAGAUGAAAAGAGAACCUCGUUUUUUUUCAUGUUUUUGCUGUUUCAUCAAUAUUAGAAAUGAAACUGUAGCAAGUAACUCACUAUCACUAUCCUCAUUCAUAUUUUAAGAUGCUACAAAUUUUACCCAACUACAAAAAAGCCUGAAAAGCCAUCAGUGAGAACAGAGGUACAGAGAGUCGUUGCUAUGGAGAUGAUUCACUGUCUUGUUGUUAUUGGUG